Molecule: messenger RNA, 2251 nt
Organism: Capsella rubella
Lineage: Eukaryota; Viridiplantae; Streptophyta; Magnoliopsida; Brassicales; Brassicaceae
Product: sodium/hydrogen exchanger 3
Exons: 14
Coding region: 122-1795 (557 amino acids)
Biological process (GO): sodium ion transport; proton transmembrane transport; regulation of pH
Cellular component (GO): membrane
Molecular function (GO): sodium:proton antiporter activity
Source: RefSeq, a predicted model, not a curated record
CUUUGCUGUCCUUCAACAGAACUGUACCAUCUCUCUCUGCGACCAAAGAGAAUCAUUUGAUCUUUCGAAUCUCUUCAUUAACCCUGCCAGGGAAUCUUACUCUAAACGGUGAGAUUAGGAAAUGGCGAUUGGACUAAGCACAAUGCUGGAAAAAACAGAGACUCUGUUGGGGUCAGAUCACGCAUCAGUUGUCUCCAUGAACUUGUUCGUUGCUCUGCUUUGCGCUUGCAUCGUGCUCGGUCACUUACUCGAGGAGACUCGUUGGAUGAACGAGUCUAUCACAGCUCUUAUCAUCGGUUCAUGUACUGGUAUUGUGAUCUUGCUUAUAAGUGGAGGCAAGAGCUCAAGGAUUCUUGUGUUUAGUGAAGAUCUCUUCUUCAUUUAUCUUCUUCCACCAAUUAUAUUCAAUGCUGGGUUUCAGGUUAAGAAGAAGCAGUUUUUCCGCAACUUCAUGACCAUUAUGUUAUUUGGUGCUAUUGGUACUCUCAUUUCAUUUGUUAUCAUAUCAUUAGGUGCUAAACAUUUUUUCGAGAAAAUGAAUAUCGGAGAUCUUACCAUUUCGGAUUAUCUAGCCAUUGGAGCAAUAUUCUCUGCUACAGACUCUGUUUGCACUUUGCAAGUGCUUAAUCAAGACGACACACCUCUCUUGUACAGUCUGGUCUUUGGAGAAGGUGUAGUGAACGAUGCAACAUCGGUCGUGCUCUUCAACGCAAUACAGAGAUUUGACCUCACAAACAUCAAUUCAACCAUAGCUUUGGAGUUUGCUGGAAACUUCUUCUAUCUCUUCAUCUUAAGCACAGCACUUGGUGUCGCAGCUGGAUUGCUCAGUGCUUUCGUUAUCAAGAAGCUCUAUAUCGGAAGGCACUCCACUGAUCGUGAAGUUGCACUUAUGAUGCUAUUGGCUUACUUAUCAUACAUGUUGGCAGAGCUAUUCCACUUAAGCUCUAUCUUGACUGUGUUCUUCUGCGGAAUUGUUAUGUCUCACUACACAUGGCACAAUGUAACAGAUAAAUCUAAAGUUACUACAAAACACACUUUUGCUGCAUUGUCAUUUCUAGCUGAGAUUUUUAUCUUCCUUUACGUUGGAAUGGAUGCUCUUGAUAUCGAGAAAUGGGACGUUGUACGUAACAGUCCUGGUCAGUCGAUUGGAGUGAGUGCAAUACUUCUUGGGCUUAUUCUUUUGGGUCGUGCCGCCUUCGUGUUCCCACUAUCCUUCUUGUCAAAUUUGACAAAGUCUUCACCGGAUGAGAAAAUAGAUUGGAAGAAACAAGUAACCAUUUGGUGGGCUGGUCUGAUGCGUGGUGCAGUUUCAAUGGCUCUUGCUUAUAACCAGUUCACAACUUCAGGACACACCAAGGUUCUUGGAAACGCUAUCAUGAUCACCAGCACCAUCACCGUCGUUCUUUUCAGUACUGUGGUGUUUGGUUUGCUAACCAAACCGUUAGUCAAACACUUGCAGCCUUCAUCAAAACGGUCCUCCACGACCGCUUUGCAGAUCACGCCGGGAUCUUCUUUCCAUGAUCCGCUCCUCAAUGGCGGUAGUAGCUACGAGCCAUUGCUGAGUACCCAAGGCCAGUCAGAGUACACCAUUGAUCAACCGAUCAGCCUUAGAAUGUUCUUAAACACUCCGUCCCGAGCCAUUCAUCAUUACUGGAGGAAAUUUGAUAACGCGGUUAUGCGUCGCAUAUUUGGCGGCAGAGGCGUUUCUCCUAUAGUUCCGGGUUCACCAGUUGAGACUAGUGUUCGGCAGUGGAGUGAAGAAGCAGAAAUCAAGGAACAAAACGGUGAACCUUGAUGGACCAUAUAUUGAUAUGGGUAAAAGAUCUUUGACUUGUUGAUCGCGUUUUUGGGAGUUUGUUGGACGCAAACGCAACCGGGACUGGCUCUCAUUUUUUUGCCUCCAGUUUUGGUAAUUGGUACCAUGGUUUUUGCUCUAUGGGCGGCGCUUGAUGAUGUGAUUUUUUCUCCGGUUUGAUUUUGGUUUGUGGUGUGGUUUUAGUAGAGCCGGUCCAAUUUUGUGGUUUGGGUUUUGGGUGUUUGGUUUAGCGGUUUUCUUGUGAGAUUGUAAUUCUCUUUGUAAAUAGGGGCUGAUAUAGGGGUGGUGACUUGAGUGCACGUAGACGUUAGCGGCUGCGUUUUGAGAUACGGCGUUUGCGUUGAGGGGUCGUUUUCUCUAAAGUUUGUGUACACUUUUCUCGUACUUGUUAUACGAAAAUUACAUACGAAUCUUUAAAAUGUUCAUAAUUUAUUA